Messenger RNA from Aspergillus calidoustus, 1728 nucleotides. The record is from the annotation of a GenBank genome assembly. Lineage: Eukaryota; Fungi; Ascomycota; Eurotiomycetes; Eurotiales; Aspergillaceae.
UUUAUCUCUUCGGGAAACAACCCUAUCACAUCGCGGGAAUUUGGUGAUGAUAUGGGGUUGCCAUGCUCCCAGCCAUGCGCUCCCCAGAUACAAUGCGGAGAAGUGGGAACCAGCUUAUCUGGACGGGCUUAUGAGUGUUCGAGAUAGGAAGGAGGAGGGAGACCCUUAGCCGAUGAUACGGAGGAAUUCCUGCCAUCGCCAUUGGAUGCAUCAUCUGUCGUAAUGGCCAUGACCAAUAUACUCCAACUCCAACGCCAUCGACGGAGGUUGUCCUCGGAAGGCGUGAUCCAACCGAGGCGAUGGAAUAAGAUGAGGACGUGCUUAAACCAGGCCAAGUAUCCCAUCUCCUUUCCUCUUGACUUUUCCUAUCUUCAAUUUCCACCAUCAACCACCUCCCCUUCACCAUGGCCAUAACCGCUCACACCACACCCACGAUCGAAGAGGUCAAGGCCUCUGCAGAUGCGGCCGUCAAAUCCCUUCAGAAUGAACUCCGUGAGCUCAAUCGCGAGAUCUGGUCGAAUCCCGAAACAGCAUACGAGGAACACCGCGCGCACGACACAAUCUGCACAUUCCUCGAAAAGCGCGGCUUUGCCGUAACCCGACAUGCGUACGGCCUGGCAACCUCCUUUGAAGCCCUCAGCGGCUCCGGCGGUCCGCUCAUCAACUUCAACGCGGAGUACGAUGCUCUCCCGGAUAUCGGGCACGCCUGUGGGCACAACCUUAUCACGACGAGUAGUGUCACGGCGUUCCUGACGCUUUCUGCUCUGUUAAAAGAGUACGGGAUCCCCGGGCGGACACAGCUUCUGGGGACUCCCGCUGAGGAGAAUGGAGGUGGGAAGGCGAAACUGAUUGACAAGGGGGCUUAUCAGGGUGUUGAUGUUUCUCUCAUGGCCCACGCCGGCCCCAAAGAAAUAUUCCCCGGCGUCAGCGGCGUCGCGGGGCUUCGCAUGAAUGCCCGAAAGGAGCUCCACGUCAAAUACAGUGGUAAAAGCGCGCACGCCGGCGGAAACCCCUGGGACGGCGUAAACGCCCUCGACGCACUGGUAACCUCGUACAACAAUGUCUCGGUGCUGCGACAGCAAAUGCAGCCCGAUGAGCGGGCGCACUGUGCGUUCUUGGACACGCCCAAGGUUGCGAAUGUCAUUCCGGAUACGACGAGAGCGUAUUGGCAGGUGCGGAGUCCGACGCUCAAAGGGCUGAAUUCGCUCAUGGGCCGGGUGAGGAAAUGUGUUGAGGCCGGGGCUGUUGCGACGGGGUGUGAGGUUGAGAUUGUUGAGAACGAACUGUAUACCGACAUCAAAAUCAACAGUACCCUCUGUGAGCGGUAUGCCGCGCACAUGGGCUCGUACGGGCGCGGCGUGCUAGCACAACACGAAAAGGUGCUGACGGGGUCAUCGGAUAUUGGGAAUGUCAGUUACGUUGUCCCCACGUUGCACACGAUGUUCGGUCUUCCGGAUGCAGACGGCAUUUUCCCACAUCAUGCAUCUUUUGCGGCAGCCGCGGGGACCGAUAGCUCGCAUGAGGAGGCUGUUGUCGUAGGCAAGUCGUUGGCUUUGAUCGGAUGGGAGAUGGUGAACGACCAGGCAACUUUGGAGCAGGCCAGGAGCAAUUUCAGGGAGGCCAUCAAGGAGUAGCUGCUCAUGUAGCCAUUUUGUCAAUCAACAAACAAAUGCAGUAUUCUCCGGUAAACGUAGAAAAUUCUAGUCAGGUAGACCAGGAUCCCCCGAC